This is a messenger RNA of Heterocephalus glaber (naked mole-rat), 1693 nucleotides long. It is a transcript of the gene Spout1, whose product is annotated as SPOUT domain containing methyltransferase 1. The record is from RefSeq and is a predicted model, not a curated record. Gene Ontology annotation, biological process: maintenance of centrosome location; miRNA processing. Lineage: Eukaryota; Metazoa; Chordata; Mammalia; Rodentia; Bathyergidae. Gene Ontology annotation, cellular component: spindle pole centrosome; mitotic spindle; kinetochore. Gene Ontology annotation, molecular function: miRNA binding.
ACCUGCUGCACGCCUAGGCCACGCCCCGCGCACACUUGGGCCUCCGAUUGGACAGCCCUGUGGGUGUGGCCGGAAGAGGCGAGUCUGAGUUGCAGCGGCGUGGCUGGCGAUGUACCGCGAACAUGGCGGAGCGCGGGAGGAAGCGGCCUUGCGGCCCGGGUGAACACGGACAAAGGGUUGAGUGGCGAAAAUGGAAACAACAGAAGAAAGAGGAGAAAAAGAAGUGGAAGAACCUCAAAAUGACCAAAAAACUGGAGCGGCAACGGGCACAGGAGGAGCAGGCCAAGCGCCAGAAGGAGGAGGAGGCAGCAGCUGCCCAGAGGGAGGACCUGGGACGGCCCUACACCCUGAGCGUGGCCCUGCCGGGCUCCAUCCUGGACAAUGCCCAGUCGCCUGAGCUCCGCACCUACCUGGCUGGACAGAUCGCCAGAGCCUGUGCCAUCUUCUGUGUGGAUGAGAUUGUGGUGUUCGAUGAAGAAGGCCAGGAAGCCAAGUCUGUGGAGGGCGAAUUCAGGGGAGUCGGCAAGAAAGGACAGGCAUGUGUGCAGCUGGCCCGUGUCCUGCAGUAUCUGGAGUGUCCACAGUACCUGCGAAAGGCCUUCUUCCCCAAGCACCAGGACCUCCAGUUUGCAGGCCUCCUGAACCCCCUGGACAGCCCGCACCACAUGCGUCAGGAGGAGGAGUGCGAGUUCCGAGAGGGUGUUGUGGUGGACCGGCCUACUCGGCCAGGCCAUGGCUCCUUCGUCAACUGUGGCAUGAAGAAGGAGGUGAAGAUAGAUAAGAACCUGGAGCCUGGACUUCGGGUGACCGUGAGACUGAAGCAGCAGCAGCUCCCAGAGUCCAAGACCUACCGGGGCACGGUUGUAUCGUCGAAGGAGCCUCGAACCAGAGCCGGGCUUUACUGGGGCUACACUGUCCGGCUGGCCUCCUGCCUCAGUGCUGUGUUUGCUGAGGCCCCCUUCCAGGACGGGUACGACCUGACCAUUGGGACGUCAGAACGUGGCUCGGAUGUGGCCUCCGCCCAGCUGCCCGGCUUUCGGCAUGCGCUGGUGGUGUUCGGGGGCCUCCAAGGGCUGGAAGCCGGUGUGGAUGCGGACCCCAACCUGGAGGUGUCCGAGCCCAGCGUCCUCUUCGACCUGUACAUCAACACGUGCCCAGGCCAGGGCAGCCGCACCAUCCGCACAGAGGAAGCCAUCCUCAUCUCCCUGGCUGCCCUGCAGCCCAGCCUCACCCAGGCAGGCACCCAGCCCACCUGAAGGUUCUGUCAGGACCAGGACACAGGCAGAGCAGGAGUGGAGCCAGGCGGGUUCCUGCGGGUCACCUGGGACAGACAGUCAAGACUUGGCUCCAAAAAUGACCACCUUUAAUCCGCCACGGCCCCCACCCCGCCCACAGUCCUGGCCUGCGCCUCACUUGCUGCUGGCAGUGAUGGCCUUGACGUUGCCCGCCCGUGCCAGGAUGUUGGGCACAAAGAGCAGCCCUGAGGCCCGCUCAAUGCUCUCGAUGGGCACCAGGAAGCGCUCCAGCGGGAUCGCCUCGUCCACAGGCGCAUUGGGCAUCACAUAGGAGCGGAGCUCAAUCUGCCCCCCCGCUGCCUCCAGGAUCAGCACCUUGAAGAAGUGUGUGGGCACCGCCACGUGGUUCUUGCCGAUGACCUGGUACUUCACGUAGAACUUCCCAUCGGCCUCUGUCC